This is a messenger RNA of Parathielavia appendiculata, 1512 nucleotides long. RefSeq lists its product as uncharacterized. The coding region runs from base 1 to 1512 and encodes 503 amino acids. Gene Ontology annotation, biological process: meiotic sister chromatid segregation; attachment of mitotic spindle microtubules to kinetochore. Lineage: Eukaryota; Fungi; Ascomycota; Sordariomycetes; Sordariales; Chaetomiaceae. Gene Ontology annotation, cellular component: monopolin complex; mitotic spindle; nucleolus. The transcript is spliced from 3 exons. The record is from RefSeq and is a predicted model, not a curated record. Gene Ontology annotation, molecular function: protein binding; microtubule site clamp.
AUGUCAAAGGCCAAGGUCCGUUCUCACUUGCUGCAGUUGGUGGAUUCUGAUUCGGAAGACGGAAUUGGAGGAACCUCGCUCGGCGUGACUGUCGCGCAACAUUCGAAGCCGACACGAGCAAACAGCACGAUGCCCCCGAAGAAAGCCAGGGUUGGCCGCCAGGCUGCCAAUCGCGUCACCAAGCCCGCGCCAAAGACGUCCACCUCGAAGGCCCGUUCCAGCGACCGAAUCGCUGCGGCCGUGGACGAGGUGACCACGAGAAAGCAGUCGGCCAGCAAAACAACAGGCGCUUCCGCGAAGGAUUCUGGGCGUGGAGGCGGGCGCAAACCUGUCGCAGCCGCUGUUGAGGAGGUGGAGGACACAGUCAUGACAGAAGCCCCGAAAGCUGCCAUCGAAACACCCCCAGCCGCCAAGCAAAAAGGCCAUCGCGGCCGACCGAAAAAAGUGGUCGUCGAAGCAGAGACUCAGCCAUCUGGAGCACGGCGAGGGAGGAAGGCUGUGGAAAAAAGACCCGAGCCCGACACGACCGUGGAAGAGAUGGUUGAAAUCCCAGAGACACAGCAGCCGGAUGCGGCACAAAGCGAUGUCGACGAUAGCCACGACGACCUAGAAGACCUCCCAGUCUCGCAGUCCCCAGGACGCGCCAAAGUUGGUUGCGGCGGCGGUUCUGUCAGCGCGUCGAAGAGGCCUUUGCACACAAGCUCGCCAGAUAAAGGCGAUCCAACGCUGCGUCGCCGGCUUGGUGAGAUGACCCAGAAAUACGAAAGCCUGGAGCACAAAUACCGCGAUCUGAAGGAGAUCGCCGUCAAAGAAGCCGAGCGGAACUUUGACAAGCUCAAGAAGCAGACGGAAGACAAGUCCAAGGCCGCCGAAGAACUCAUCGCGACCCUCAAAUCCGAGCUAGCCGCGCAAAAAGAAUUUUCCAAAGAGAUCCAGCGCCUCAGAAAGGAGCUCGAAGCCAGCGAAUCCAAAGCUGACAACCUCCAAACCAAGCUCACGAGCCUCACCACCUCCCUCAACGAGUACAAAUCCGAAAUCAAAUCCCUCAACCUCAAACUGUCGGCCGCGCGCAGCGCCGAAGCAGCAGCUGCUGCCGCCGCCACCGCCAAGGUGCCAGGCAGCGCCAUAAACGGCGGCUCGGGGGCGGCCGCGGCCCACCGACUCGCAGCAGCGACCGCCUCGGAAGCGACGCUCGCGGCGCAAAAGAAGGAGGACCUCUACGGCGACCUGACCGGCCUCAUCGUGCGCAGCGUCAAGAGAGAGGGCGGCGAGGACGUGUUUGACUGCAUCCAGACGGGCCGGAACGGGAACGUCAGCCCCGACGAGGGCGGCGGCGAGGCCCAUUGCCACUACACCCCCCAGCUCGAGGCGAACCGGGACAGGGCGCUGAUCGCCGUGCUGCCGGACUUUCUUGUCGACGAAAUAUCGUUCCCGCAGGCGCAGGCGGGCAGGUUUUAUGCGCGGGUGCUCAAGGCGUUGAAUGAACCGGCAGAUGGGGGAGCUUCUGCUUGA